Cantharellus anzutake is the source of this 873-nucleotide messenger RNA. RefSeq names its product HotDog domain-containing protein. Lineage: Eukaryota; Fungi; Basidiomycota; Agaricomycetes; Cantharellales; Hydnaceae. The transcript is spliced from 3 exons. The coding region runs from base 147 to 827 and encodes 226 amino acids. The record is from RefSeq and is a predicted model, not a curated record. Gene Ontology annotation, cellular component: mitochondrion. Gene Ontology annotation, molecular function: (3R)-hydroxyacyl-[acyl-carrier-protein] dehydratase activity.
CUUUCCGGAAGCCGCUCGGCAACAAGUGGGGACUUGUUGGACCCAGGGCAUAGCUUAAUUUUGUUCCCUUCUCUCGUUCCUCUCAAGGAUCUGAGUUACGACGGCACGGACCCACCUAUAAUUUGCCUUCUCCAUACACCCGGCGGAUGUGGGCAGGAGGAGAGUUCAACUUUCAUGAGCCCAAGGGGUACCUAGGGCUCAAGAUUGGUGAUUUAGUGAAAUGCGUGACGACAGUGCCUAGCAUCGAAGUAAAAAAGGGCGGUGCGAUGGUGUUCGUUGACCAGCUGAAGAAGCUUAGCACCGAACGAGGCUUAGCCAUAACUGAGACAAGAACGCAUGUCUUCUUGCCGCCUGUACGGACCCCUAGGCAGACAGUUGCGCCGUCGGAGAGCCCCGCAAAUACAUCGACUUCUCAGGCAUUCGAGUCGAGUCCUGAUGUAUCUUACACUUUCAUCCCAACUGUGUCAAUGUUAUUCAGGUUCAGCGCUCUUACGUUCAAUGCGCACAUGAUCCACCUUGAUCCUGUAUUCGCUCGGGAGGUCGAUGGGCAUCCAGAACGUCUUGUACAUGGACCAUUAACAUCUCUGCUCCUCCUGGAAUUGGCUUCCCGACUGACACCGCCAGGCUUGGGAGGCCUUCCAGCAAUAAAGCGAUAUGCCUACCGCGCAAAACAUCCUAUCUUCGUUGGACGGAAUCUGACGCUUUGUGGGGCUUAUUUGCCUCGGGAGGCUACCGGGGGCGCCAUCACAGGGACGCAGUUGUGGGCACAAAACGAACAGGGGACCGUAUGCAUGACAGCGGAGGCAAGCUUCAUCGUUGAUGUGUGAUACCCCUAAGAAUGCAUUCAUCACGCGGGUGUAAGAUCCCUUCCCU